Messenger RNA from Yarrowia lipolytica CLIB122, 1677 nucleotides. RefSeq lists its product as uncharacterized. NCBI's taxonomy places the organism in Eukaryota, Fungi, Ascomycota, Dipodascomycetes, Dipodascales. Gene Ontology annotation, molecular function: protein binding. Gene Ontology annotation, biological process: proteasome-mediated ubiquitin-dependent protein catabolic process. The record is from RefSeq and is a predicted model, not a curated record. Gene Ontology annotation, cellular component: nucleus; cytoplasm.
AUGACCGACGCCAAACCGCACAAUCCCAAGUGGAUCCCCGAGUACCUGCUGGAAACGGCCUUUUCCGAGCGCUACGGUUACACGGAGGACGACGUGGCCCAGGCAGCGUCUGUUUCCGGUGACCUGUCCUUUUUGCGAGGCUGGAACGGACCCCACAAGACCAGAAACACAAGCACAAACACAAGCACAAGCACAAGCAACGGCAACGCGGGUAACGCGGACAACGCGGACAACGGAGGAGCUAAAGCCACAGACACCUCUUGUCCAGCCCCAGUCUCGUCGGCCAACAUGCUGGAACUGCAUCAGCAACAGGACCACAAGCCCAUCUCUCUGCCCAAAUUGCCGACCAUGUGGAUCCCGGCGGUGGACUCCAUCAACUGCAUCCGAGACGAGCUGGAAAUCGACACAGAAACGGGCGACGACGACGGCAAGGACGAAAACGUGGUGUACAAGUCGGACGCCCCUAUCCCCCGAGGCUGUGGCGUCUACUACUACGAGGUGGAGAUUCUGUCGGCCUCCAAAGACUCGGCCGUGUGCAUGGGUUUCUGCAAGACGAGUGCGCCGCUGACCAAACCGCCGGGCUUCGAAACCGAGUCCUGGGGCUACCAUUCCGACUACGGCAACGUCAUGUGUUGCCAGGGCACCUCCAAGGACUAUGGGCCGUCUUUCAACCAGCCAGGCGACGUGGUGGGCUGCUGCAUCAACUUCAAGAAGCGCGAGGCCUUCUUCACAAAGAAUGGCAUGCCGCUGACCAAGGCGUUUUCGGAUCUCCCCUCAGACCCCCUCUACCCCGCCAUUGGCGUCAAGAAGAAGUCCACCAACUCGCCCGGCGCACGCAUCAAGGCCAACUUUGGGGGAUCGGGUCCGUUUGUGUUUGACAUCAAGCAGUACGUGCUCAAACAGAAACACGAGACGCAGAAACGCAUCGAGUCCAGCACAAAGGUGCCUGCCCAUGCGGCUCGAAACGCAUUCCAGGAAAAACAGCUCGCCCAGGGAAACCUCAACCCGCUCAUCAACAACCUAGUCAUGUCGUACCUGACGCAUGUGGGCUACGUGGACACGGCUGAGGCUCUGUACCGCGAUGUGUGCAGAGACCAGGAUAUGCAAGACGAAGGGACCGGUGGAGGCGAUGUGAGUAUGGAGCCUCCUUCCGAUGAGGGACUCAAGUCGCUAGCGUCAUACCUUUCUCCAGACAUUACCAUCAGGCACCAGAUCCGCGGUCUGAUUCUGUCGGGCGACAUUGACGGCGCCAUGGCUCUGGUGGAGGAGCAUUACCCGACCGUGUUUGAGUCUCAGGAUAUGGUGCUGUUCCAACUCAAGUGCCGUAAGUUUGUGGAGCUGCUGCAGGCCAACGAGGUGAUUGAGGCUGUGGAGUAUGGCCGGGAACUCAAGAUGGAGUACGCCAACGACCCCCGCCCACAGGUGCAGGAUUUGUUGCGUCACGCCUUUUCGCUGAUUGCCUACGAUUCCGAUCAGGUGAACGAGGAGCUCGACACAGUCAAGUCACGGGAGGAGCUAUGGGAGCAGCUGUCGUCGGCCAUUCUGGUUGCCCAUGGACGGUCGCCCGUGGCGCCUCUCAAGCGCAUUGUUCAGCAUACGCGGCAGAUGAUCAAGGUGUUGGGGGAGAGUGGAAAUGACACUGCGAGUUUCUUGAACGUGACGAGGGAUUUUAUGUAG